ACAGUCAAUACAUGCAAACAACAUGACCGAACCUACACUAAACUUCCAUAUACAAACGCAUCAAACACAAUUCCGUGUUCCUAUUGAACUAGUCAAGAAGAAUUUCAAGAAUGUCCAGAAAUUAAUCGAGAAACAAAAGAAGCAAACGGGUGACGAAGUAGCCAAGAUUACUAAGAAUCCAAACCUACCUACCACUAUGAAAUUGGCCAUGAUUAAGAAACUAAUCAAACAGUUUGAAAGUUUCCAACACAAACUAAAAGCAGCGGUUGCUAGAGAUGAAGAAUUACGUUCAAGAUUACUGGCUCGGUUGGAUAAUUUGCGGGAAUUAGACAAGUAUUGUAUUGUCAACGGCAAUGCUAAAAAGAAUAGGGAAGAUCUGGCUGAAGAAGAUUCAGUGGGUGAGAAUGAUAAACUUUUAGAUUUACACAAUCCAAACUUAUUGAAUUGGUAUCGAGAUCAAACCAAUUUAUUGAUUAUUGACUACUUAAUCAAAUCUAAUUCCAGAACCGAUACAAACGGUGGGAUAUUACUACUCCAUAGUUUAGCCCAGACUAAUCCUAAAUUUAUGAAACUCAUUGAUUUUGACUUGUUCGAAAAUUUUAAUAAAGUGUUUGUAUCCAUAGUGGAACAUCACGAUUUGUCAUUGGUUAUAUCAUGGUUCAAUGAGAACAAAAACUUUCUUAAAAAGGGUAAUUCCAAUUUAGAAUUUGAAAUUAAUUAUUGCAAGUUUUUGAGUUUGAUUGAGAAAGGUGAUAUUAACGAAGCUAUCAAGUUUUCCCAUAUAAACCUUUCACCUUAUGGAAAUAAAGAGAAUUAUCAAGAAAAUGAUAAUGGAAAUCAUUUAGCUAAUUUGAAAAGAUUAAUGGGGAUGGGAGGAUUACUUGUAUUUAGAUCGAUGGAAAGUAAUGAAAAGGCAAGUGAACCUAUGACUUUUUCAAGCAAUUUAAUGAUUAAUUCUCCACAAUUUCACGAAUAUCAAAAAUUACUCUCUGAUGAACGAUGGGAAAGUUUAUCUCGUUGUUUUAUUGAGAAUUUCACAAAGUUAUAUGGAAUAAGCAAGAAUUAUCCAAUUUUCAUAUACCUUUCAGCAGGAUUGUCAAGUUUAAAGACAAAAUCUUGUUAUUAUAAUAAUGAAAAUACAAUUUUUAGAGAUGAAAAUUUACCAAUACCUAAUGUACACAAUCAUAAUGCUACAGUGCUUACAGAUGAGAAAUAUCGUGGUCCAAAUUACUAUUACAAAUUACUAAACAAGAUAAACAAUUGUCCAGUUUGCUCACCAGAAUUAUACAAGUUGAGUCGUAAUUUACCUUAUGCUCAAUUAAUUACCAGCAUUUUCAAUAAUCCAUUCAUAUUACCAAAUGGUAAUAUCUAUCCAUUUGACAAGUUGCUUAAUCCUUCUGAUAAGCAUCUUUCGGAAAAGAAUACAUUGUUGAGAAUGGGUAGAGUCAAGGAUCCAUUAACCAAGGAAACCUUUUCUAUAGAUGGCUGUACAAGAGUAUUCCCUGCAUAGUUUAAUAUAUCUAAUCACUAUCACUAUCAUCCUUAGUUUGUUCCUGCUUCUUUUUGAAUUUUUCAAAAACGUAAAUUCUGGCAUUUCUUUCUUCAGCAGGCUUAGUAGUAUCUCUGGUACUAUUUGUUCUUCUAUGGUGAUAUUCUGGAAACAUGGCCCAAUCAAAUUUUCCUGAUCUUUCAACCUUGUAGUCUUGACUUUUUCCAAUAAUUUUAAUACCCCAUGAAUUAUAUGGUUCUCCUUCAAACGUAGAAAGAAUAAUCUUUCCUUCAGUUGGGACACUGUAGCCCGCAAAAUCGUUCUUGCUUGUGUCAUUAACAAUAUCAAACACUUGUUUACAAUUUUUGAAAUAUUCCAAGAUCAAUUUUUGGUGCUCACGAAUGUUUCUAUCCACGUCCUUUAUACCUUUACCAGUAUGAGGGAAAUUGAACAUUAUAUAGUUCAAUUGGGACCUAUCAUCAAACAACAGUGGUGUCUUACCUGACUUUUUUGUUUUGCUGUUAGCUAUAAGUUUCAAACAUUGUGGUAAGUUUGUCGUGUCAACUUCAUGGAUUAACUUCACACCUUCCUCAGUCAAUUCAUCAAGGGUUGAUUGUACAUUUGGAUAUUUCUGAUUAAGUUCUUCAACCGAGUCAUAACUGGUGGCUAUCAAAUUCUGAGGUUGUAUAAAAUUCUGCACUAUUAAAGACUUUGCAAACGAGAAAUCACCUUCACCAAUAAGCAAUACUCUGUCAUCAACGGUGAAUGGCAUGAGGCCCUUAACCUGUUGAGGUUGAUUAUGUUUCUUUGGUACUUUUUUGAUGGAUUUCGCCUUGUUGAGUUGGUUCUCUUUAGUUAUUUCGGCAUUCUUUUGAAGCUUCUUUUGGAGAUUGUCAGAUACUUGAUGUCGAGCAAGGGCACCCUUUAGCCCUUUACCUUGGAGAUUUUUUCCCUUAAGUUUUCUAACCAUUUCU
Molecule: messenger RNA, 2463 nt
Organism: Spathaspora passalidarum NRRL Y-27907
Lineage: Eukaryota; Fungi; Ascomycota; Pichiomycetes; Serinales; Debaryomycetaceae
Product: glucose-induced degradation complex subunit
Exons: 1
Coding region: 566-1510 (314 amino acids)
Biological process (GO): proteasome-mediated ubiquitin-dependent protein catabolic process
Cellular component (GO): cytoplasm; nucleus; GID complex
Molecular function (GO): ubiquitin protein ligase activity
Source: RefSeq, a predicted model, not a curated record